Molecule: messenger RNA, 1395 nt
Organism: Sorex fumeus (smoky shrew)
Lineage: Eukaryota; Metazoa; Chordata; Mammalia; Eulipotyphla; Soricidae
Product: tripartite motif-containing protein 75-like
Exons: 1
Coding region: 1-1395 (464 amino acids)
Molecular function (GO): protein binding; zinc ion binding
Source: RefSeq, a predicted model, not a curated record
AUGGCCUUUGCAUCCUCCCUAACUGAGCUCCCGAAACAGGCCACUUGCCCCCUCUGCUUGGAUUACCUGAGAGAUGCAGUCACCCUUGACUGUGGGCACAACUUCUGUGACUCUUGUAUCCAAGAGCGUUGGGAUCAUCUACAGGACGUCUUCCUUUGUCCAGUCUGCUUUCACCACUGCCCUGGUGGAAACACCAAAAGGAAUGCCCAAUUGUCUCACAUUAUUGAUGCCAGUAAGCAGCUUCCCAAUGGAAGUAGUAAGAGGAAACAGCAGGAAGAGGAACCCAUCUGCGAGAAGCACAAUGAAGUCUUAGACCUGUUCUGUGAGGAGGACUCUGAGCUAUUGUGUCCCCAGUGCAGGACCUCUUCUGACCAUCAGGGUCACCACCUGAUGCCCACUGGGAGAGCCAUAGUGCAUCAAAGAAAGAAGCUCAAAACGUAUGUGGAACUUCUGAAGAAACAGAUCUCCGAUGCGGAAAUGGCAUAUGAAAAUCAACUUUCAGAAUGUACAGAUGCAAGGUUUAAGAUAGAAAAUCGCAAGGGAGAAUUACGCCAUGAACUUGAGAAAUUUAAGUAUAUCUUGAAAAAGGAGGAGAUUGCAAUGGCCGCCGCUUUGCUUACUUCAGAGGUCAUUAUGGAAGAUAAGCUAACUCAAAACAAAAGUUGUAUUUCAAACCAUAUGAAAACCCUGAAAAAUCGUCUGUAUGAAAUAACAAAGAAGUGUUUGCAGGCCGACCAGAAAUUUUUAAGAAGCAUUAAAAGUACUGAGAGUGAGUAUGCAGACCUGCCAUCCUCGAGGGUCUUGACAUGUGAGAUCGAGAGAGACAGUUUCAUUCUCCCUCCUCAUUAUUUUGGUCUACAGAAAAUGGUCAGCACUUUUCAGGAAAAUUUGACACUAGACGUUGAAACUGCCCAUCCAAAACUUAUUAUUUCCAAUGACAGAAAAAGGGUAGCAUUUGGAAUAAGACCAACAAACAUUGUAGACAAUUUUCAGAACAGGAUUCCUUUCCCAGCUGUGCUGUGUUGUGAGUACUUUAAUGAAGGCAGACAUUUUUGGCAGGUAGAAGUCAAAGGUACUGGUGAAUUUUCCCUAGGAGUGUGUAAAGAAAUCUUCCGUGAAAGUAUUCCGAUGUCAUCAAUCUCUGACAAUGACUUCUGGCAGUUUAAUCAGACCUUGAGGCCCAUCUGGAAUACUAGGGACAUUGAACAAGGAGAACAAAGUAGAAGAUUUGGUGUGUUUCUGGAUUAUGAAUUGGGAGAACUUUCCUUUUAUAAUUUGAAGAGCAAGUUGUUCUUGCGUAAGAUUACUGGUACAUUCCCAGAAAGAGUGAUACCAUUUUUUUCGUUUGGAUCUUCCUCAGAUUCUCUUAUGAUCAGUAUAGUUACGGAGCAAUGA